Messenger RNA from Entrophospora candida, 4569 nucleotides. Lineage: Eukaryota; Fungi; Glomeromycota; Glomeromycetes; Entrophosporales; Entrophosporaceae. The record is from the annotation of a GenBank genome assembly.
AUGGAUAUACAAAUUCCAGAUUUAGAGUCUUAUAUUAGACAACAAUUGUCAACUCGUAUUAUGUAUCUUGAUGGUGGUAUGGCUACAGUCAUACAACAACUAAAAUUAACGGAAGAUGAUUUCAGAGGACAGAGAUUUCUAAAUCAUCCUAAAGAUCUCAAAGGAAAUAACGAUCUUUUGGUGUUAACACAGCCUCAACAUAUUAGAAAUAUUCAUAUAAAGUAUUUAGAGGCUGGUGCUGAUUUCGUUGAAACUAACACUUUUAGUAGUACUUCUAUCAGUCAAGCAGAUUAUGCUUGUGAAAAUUUGGCCUAUGAAUUAAACAAAGAAGCUGCUAAAUUAGCCAAAGAAGCAUGUCUUGAGGUUACUGCACGUGAUCCAACAAAACCUAGAUUUGUCUGUGGUGCAAUCGGUCCAACAAAUCGUACGUGUUCUAUCUCACCUUCAGUAGAAAAUCCUGCUUAUCGUAACGUUACUUUUGACGAAUUGGUCGAGGCAUAUACGGAACAAACCAGAGGGCUUUUGGAUGGUGGUUCUGACGCUAUUUUAGUUGAAACUAUUUUUGAUACCUUAAAUGCUAAAGCAGCUCUUUAUGCAGUUGAUACACUUUUUGAAGAAGGCGCAUAUAAACGAGUGCCGGUACUUAUCUCUGGCACAAUUGUAGAUCUAUCAGGACGUACUUUAAGUGGACAAACUGGAGAAGCGUUUAUUACAAGUGUUUCUCACACUCGACCUUUGGCGAUAGGAUUAAAUUGUGCAUUGGGUGCUGAUCAAAUGCGGCCAUUUAUUAGGAAUAUUGCAAAUUUUACAAGUUCAUAUGUGCUCUGUUAUCCAAACGCAGGUCUACCAAAUACUUUUGGUGAAUACGAUGAAACACCAGAAAUGAUGGCAAAAUCUAUACAUGAGUUUGCAAAAGAGGGUUUGAUUAAUAUAGUAGGGGGUUGUUGUGGUACCACACCUCAGCAUAUUGAAGCCAUCGUAAAAGUAUGUUCUCAAUAUAAGCCACGAGUUCCCCCGCCUGAUAUUAGUUUAGAUAAUUUGGUUGUGGCUGGUUUAGAAAUUCUGAAAAUUAAUAAAGAAAGCAAUUUUGUAAAUGUGGGUGAAAGAUGUAAUGUUGCCGGUUCAAGGAAAUUUGCCAAGCAUGUGUUAAAUGGCGAAUUUGAAGAAGCCUUAGCCAUAGCUAAAGCACAAGUUGAAAGUGGUGCACAAGUUAUUGAUGUUAAUAUGGAUGAAGGAAUGUUGGAUGGUAAAGCUGCUAUGACAAGGUUUUUAAAUUUAAUUGCAAGUGACCCGGAUGUUUCAAAGUUACCAAUAAUGGUUGAUUCAUCAAAUUUUGAGGUAGUUUUGGCAGGUUUAAAAUGUGCACAGGGUAAAUGUAUAGUAAACAGUAUUAGUUUGAAAGAGGGUGAGGCUGAUUUUAUUAAAAAAGCAAAAAUUAUUAAAAGAUUUGGAGCAGCAGUCAUUGUUAUGGCCUUUGAUGAACAAGGUCAAGCAGAUAUUAAAGAACGUAAAAUUGAAAUUUGUACUCGGUCAUAUAAUAUAUUAACAAAAACCGUUGGAUUCAACAACAAUGAUGUUAUUUUUGAUCCAAAUAUUUUGACAAUAUGUACCGGUAUGGAAGAACACAAUAACUAUGGAGUAGAAUUUAUUGAGGCUGCUAAACUUAUUAAAGAAACUUUACCUGGAGCAAAAAUUAGUGGUGGUAUAUCAAAUUUAUCAUUUUCAUUUCGUGGAAUGGGCAAAAUUAGAGAAGCUAUGCAUAGUGUCUUCCUUUUUCAUGCGAUCAAAGCAGGUCUUGAUAUGGGCAUUGUUAAUGCAGGUUUUUUGACUAUUUAUGAUGAAAUACCAAAAGAUCUAUUGGAAUUAUGUGAAAAUGCGGUUUGGAAUAAAGAUCCUGAUGUUACAGAAAAAAUUUUAAGUUAUGCUCAGAAAUUUGUCAAGGGUAAUGUUAAAUAUAUUGUUGAGGAUACUGAAGAAGCUAGGCAACUGUUGGGAAAGCCCUUAAGUGUUAUUGAGGGACCGUUAAUGGAUGGCAUGAGUACAGUUGGCGAUUUGUUUGGAGCAGGAAAAAUGUUUUUACCACAGGUUAUCAAAUCUGCAAGAGUAAUGAAAAAGGCAGUGGCUUAUUUGAUUCCAAUUAUGGAAGAAGAAAGGCAAGCCGAGCUUGUUGCAAAUCCUGAUGCUGAAGAUACAGGUCCACAAAAUGCAGGAGUUGUAGUGAUAGCUACUGUAAAAGGAGAUGUACAUGAUAUUGGAAAAAAUAUUGUUGCAGUUGUACUUGGUUGUAAUAACUACAAGGUUAUUGAUUUGGGUGUUAUGACACCGUGUGAAAAGAUUAUCGAUACAGCAAUAAAAGAAAAGGCUGAUGUUAUUGGGUUGUCAGGAUUAAUUACUCCAUCGUUGGAUGAAAUGAUUACAGUUGCUAGAGAAAUGGAAAAACGUCAAUUAAAAGUUCCAUUAUUAAUCGGUGGUGCUACUACGUCAAAGGCUCAUACUGCAGUCAAGAUAUCUCCACAAUAUAGUCAACCUACCAUUCAUGUAUUAGACGCAUCGAAAAGUGUUGUAGUGGUUUCCAAUUUAUUAGAUCCAAAAUCGAAAGAAGAUUUUUGGGAUGAUAUAAGUGAUGAAUAUUCGGAAAUUAGAGAGGAUCAUUUUUCUUCAUUAAAAGAUAGAAAAUAUUUAUCAUUAAAUUCAGCUAGAGAAAAAAAGUUCCAAAUUGAUUGGUCUAUACAAAAACCUACAAAACCUAAUCUUAUCGGUAAAAGAAUUUUUGAAAAUUAUGACUUAAAGAGAAUAUCUGAAUAUAUUGAUUGGAAUCCAUUCUUUCAAGUCUGGCAGUUGAGAGGAAGGUAUCCUAAUCGAGGAUUUCCAAAAAUAUUUAAUGAUGAACAUGUUGGGGCUGAAGCUAAAAAAAUUUACGAAGAAGCACGCAUUCUUAUUAAAAAUAUCAUUGAUAAUAAAUUAUUUAAUGCUAGAGGAAUAGUUGGAAUAUAUCCUGCGAACAGUGUUGACGAUGAUAUUCAGGUUUAUGAAGAUGAAAAUAGGAGCAAAGUUGCUUGCACUUUCUUUGGGUUAAGGCAACAAGCAGAAAAGGAACAGAGCGAACCAUAUUUUUGUUUAUCAGAUUUUAUAGCACCAAAAUCAACCAAUAUCCCUGAUUAUUUAGGGCUCUUCGCAGUUGGAAUAUUUGGUGCAGAAGAUUUAGCUAAAAAAUUUGAGACGGAUCAUGAUGAUUACAAUGUCAUUAUGACAAAAGCAAUAGCAGAUCGAUUUGUCGAGGCUUUUGCAGAAUGUUUACACGAAGAUAUGCGUAAAACUAUAUGGGGAUAUUGUCCUGAUGAAGAUUUGACUUUAAGCGACAUGUUAAGUGUUAAAUAUAAAGGGAUUAGACCCGCGCCAGCUUAUCCUUCUCAGCCAGACCAUAGGGAAAAGAUUACAAUGUGGAAAUUUUUAAAUAUUAAAGAAGAAACUGGAAUUGAUUUAACAGAAGGAUUAGCCAUGUUACCUGCAGCAAGUGUAUCAGAAUCGCAAUAUUUCUCAGUAGGAAAAAUUGAAAAAGACCAAGUUACGAGUUACACAGAACGCAUUGGGAAAGAUUUAGAAGAAACUGAAAAGUGGUUAGGGUCUAUUUUAAAUUACGGCCAUAAAGAUUGUUUACAUAAACCUGGCUAUAUAUGCGAAGCAAAUAACUUAACAAGUGAUAUUUUUGAUAAUGUUUCAGCUGCUGUAACUACACUUUAUAAGCAGUUGUUUCCUUCUUCUGAAACAAAAUUCUCAGGACCUCUUAUCAUAGGACAUGAUAAACCAGAAAUUAAUAAUCAAUUGUUAACAGAUGUAAUAUUUUGUCCAUUUAAUUGCAUGUACAAUAAAUUCACAAUAUUUAUUUAUGGAAUUGGUGUGUCCUCAGAUGAUGGAAUGUGUAAUGUAGGUCCAGGAUUUAAGUCUUCUUUUGUUUGUGUAAUAGGGUUUGAGAAAAAGAAGACAUUAUUUGUACAAGAGAUAAAUUAUAAAAACUCCAUUGUAAAAAUUUAUCAAGAUCAUAAAUUGAUGUCUACACAUGUUGGUAGUAACCCAAAUGAUGUGUGGGAAAAGGUUGGAUAUUUAAAAAACCACAAAGAAUGGAAUAUUGCUAGCAAAAUGGAACAUUUAUGGAAUUAUCACUUACGAAAAUGUACAUUAGCUUCAGUACCAUGGAAUGAAUUUUUUAUUGAAUGGUACAAUGACAAAAAAACAAUCAUUGAAAUCACCACUGCUUUAAAAAAAAUCUAUCCACCAAAUCAUGAAUUUAAAGAAAGAGAAAUGCGAGCAUGGAGAGCUAUGUUAUCUCAUUCUGGAUGUACAAAUAUAACACCAUACAGUAAUGAUAUAUCAACAUAUGAAUUUUGGACAAGAUCCACCAAUCCAACAUAUGAUUGUGAAAAUUUACAAUUUCUAUUUGAUUCAGGGUUUUUGAAUCCAUUUCCUAAAGGACAUCGCAAUGAUGGUGAAAUUUUAUGCAAUUGUUUUAAUCAAUCUACAAAAGCAAAUGGAAAAGGUUAUAAUGGAAAAAAAGAAUCCUUUCCAUUAUAG